Molecule: messenger RNA, 6040 nt
Organism: Mauremys reevesii (Reeves's turtle)
Lineage: Eukaryota; Metazoa; Chordata; Testudines; Geoemydidae
Gene: SMARCA2
Product: SWI/SNF related, matrix associated, actin dependent regulator of chromatin, subfamily a, member 2
Exons: 35
Coding region: 463-5184 (1573 amino acids)
Biological process (GO): positive regulation of transcription by RNA polymerase II; chromatin remodeling
Cellular component (GO): RSC-type complex; nucleus
Molecular function (GO): histone binding; ATP-dependent chromatin remodeler activity; ATP binding
Source: RefSeq, a predicted model, not a curated record
UUGAGUGAGUCUGGAGGAGAAGGAGGGCAGCUUUGAGCUAGCUUCUCUGUGUCUGCUUGGAGAGAGGAAGAGGCGAGGUUUAGUGGUGGUUGGGGAUUUUUUUUUCCCUGUGUGUGUGAUCAGCAGCAGAGAAUCAGGAAGUCACAGCCGCCAAAUACAGACUCUCGCUGGCUCUCACACACAGACAUGUUUGAUCAGCAUGACAUGAUGACGGUGGGAAGAACGGGAGAGACAGGCCUAGCUUUGCUAUGAAACAUGCUCUCAGUCCGUGCAUCUGGCUUCUAAACCCCCUUGUACGUGCCUAGAUCUGUUGUUUGGUGCCACUUCAUUAAGAUCUGGGAGAUGAACAUUUCUGUGUGCCAUUAUCAGUCCCCUGACACGUCCACUCUUCCUGCAGAACUCUGUUAACUCUACUAUAUUUUGAUGAGCUGCUCUGUUGAUCGGAAAAGAGACGGAAAAUAGAUGUCCACGCCAACAGAUCCUGGCGCAAUGCCUCAUCCUGGCCCUUCCCCGGGGCCAGGCCCAUCACCUGGACCAAUUCUAGGACCUAGCCCAGGACCAGGACCCUCUCCAGGUUCAGUACACAGCAUGAUGGGACCAAGUCCUGGACCCCCUAGUGUUCCACAUUCAAUGCCCAGUAUGGGGCCCACUGAUUAUCCACAGGAAGGCAUGCACCAAAUGCACAAGUCCAUUGAUGGCUUGCAUGAAAAAGGAAUGGUUGAAGACAUGCAUUGUAGCUCCAUGAAGAGUGCAAGUAUGAGACCGCCUCACCCCGGAAUGGGCCCACCACAGAGUCCAAUGGAUCAGCAUAGCCAAGGUUAUAUGUCUCCUCACCCAUCUCCUUUGGGAGCACCAGAACAUGUGUCCAGCCCAAUGUCUGGAGGGGGCCCAACUCCACCCCACAUGCCACCAAGUCAGCCAGGACCCAUGAUACCAGGAGAUCCACAGGUCAUGAGCCAGCCCAGCAGGGGUCCUUCACCUUUUAGCCCUGUCCAGCUGCACCAGCUCCGGGCUCAGAUUCUAGCUUACAAAAUGUUAGCUAGAGGCCAGCCUUUACCUGAAAACCUGCAACUUGCUGUUCAAGGGAAGAGGACAUUGCCUGGGAUUCAACAGCAACAGGCUCCUGCUAACUACAGCAGACUACCUGUUGCAGGUAUUGGGGUGCAUUCAAUUCCUGGUCCCCCAACUGGGCCAGGACCUGCUUCAGGAGUGCCAGGACAUGCAGCCGCCAUGACCCCUAAAUCUUGGGCAGAAGGUCAAGGCCCAGAUAUGAAUGUUGCCAGUACACCACAAAAGCUUGCUGUACCACCUCCUAGUGGAAGGCCUUCACCUGCCCCUCCUGCUGCUCAGCCUUCUGCAGCCAUGCCUGGUCCUUCUGUACCACAGCCAACACCUGGACAGCCUUCACCUAUCGUCCAGCUGCAGCAAAAACAGAACCGUAUCAGCCCCAUCCAGAAGCCACAAGGAUUGGAUCCUGUUGAAAUACUCCAGGAGCGUGAAUACAGACUUCAGGCUCGAAUUGCUCACAGAAUCCAGGAACUGGAGAAUUUACCUGGCUCUCUGCCUCCUGAUCUGCGAACCAAAGCUACAGUUGAGCUGAAGGCACUUAGGUUACUGAAUUUUCAGCGCCAGCUAAGACAAGAGGUGGUGGCCUGCAUGCGCCGUGACACAACACUGGAGACAGCACUGAACUCCAAAGCCUACAAGCGCAGCAAGCGCCAGACUCUGAGGGAAGCCCGCAUGACAGAAAAGCUUGAGAAACAGCAGAAAAUCGAACAGGAGAGAAAACGUAGACAGAAGCACCAGGAAUAUCUGAACAGCAUAUUGCAGCAUGCUAAAGAUUUUAAAGAAUACCACCGGUCAGUGGCUGGGAAAAUUCAGAAACUUUCUAAAGCUGUGGCAACGUGGCAUGCCAAUACUGAGCGUGAGCAGAAGAAGGAAACGGAGCGAAUUGAGAAAGAAAGAAUGAGAAGACUGAUGGCUGAAGAUGAAGAAGGCUACCGUAAGCUGAUUGAUCAGAAGAAAGACAGACGUCUGGCAUACCUGCUGCAGCAGACAGAUGAGUAUGUGGCCAACCUGACUAAUCUGGUUUGGGAGCACAAGCAAGCACAAGCUGCCAAAGAAAAGAAAAAGAGGAGGAGAAGAAAGAAGAAGGCAGAAGAGAAUGCAGAGGGAAUGGGAUCUGAUCUUGGUCCUGAUGGAGAGCCCAUUGAUGAGAGCAGUCAAAUGAGUGACCUUCCAGUCAAAGUGACUCACACUGAAACAGGCAAAGUUCUUCUUGGACCAGAAGCUCCAAAAGCAAGUCAGCUGGAUGCUUGGUUAGAAAUGAAUCCUGGCUAUGAAGUAGCUCCUAGGUCUGACAGUGAGGAGGAGAGUGACUCUGAAUAUGAGGAAGAGGAUGAUGAUGAGGAAUCAAGUAGACAAGAAGUGGAUGAGAAAAUACUCCUGGAUCCUAACAGUGAAGAAGUUUCUGAGAAGGAUGCUAAGCAGAUCAUUGAGACAGCCAAACAAGAUGUGGAUGAUGAAUACAGUAUGCAAUAUAGUGCUAGAGGGUCUCAGUCCUCCUACUAUACGGUCGCUCAUGCAAUCGCUGAGAGGGUGGAGAAACAAUCUGCUCUUCUUAUUAAUGGAUCACUAAAACAUUAUCAGAUCCAGGGCCUGGAAUGGAUGGUUUCACUUUAUAAUAACAAUUUGAAUGGAAUUUUAGCUGAUGAAAUGGGGCUAGGAAAGACCAUACAGACUAUUGCACUCAUCACUUAUCUGAUGGAGCACAAAAGACUCAAUGGCCCCUAUCUCAUCAUUGUUCCCCUUUCGACUUUAUCCAACUGGACAUAUGAAUUUGACAAAUGGGCUCCUUCUGUGGUGAAAAUUUCUUACAAGGGGACACCUGCCAUGCGUCGUUCACUUGUUCCUCAGCUUCGAAGUGGAAAAUUUAAUGUUCUUUUAACUACUUAUGAAUACAUAAUAAAGGAUAAACACAUUCUUGCUAAGAUUCGAUGGAAGUACAUGAUAGUAGAUGAAGGCCAUCGAAUGAAGAACCAUCACUGCAAGCUGACUCAGGUCUUGAACACCCACUAUGUGGCUCCUAGACGGAUUCUGUUGACUGGGACACCACUGCAGAACAAGUUGCCUGAACUUUGGGCUCUCCUCAACUUCCUCCUCCCCACCAUUUUCAAGAGCUGCAGCACCUUUGAACAGUGGUUUAAUGCUCCAUUUGCCAUGACUGGAGAAAGGGUGGACUUAAACGAGGAAGAGACUAUUCUGAUCAUCAGACGUCUCCACAAAGUGUUACGACCCUUCUUGCUGAGGAGACUGAAGAAAGAGGUUGAAUCUCAACUGCCAGAAAAGGUUGAAUAUGUGAUCAAAUGCGACAUGUCAGCUCUUCAGAAGAUUCUCUACCGCCAUAUGCAAGCGAAGGGAAUCCUCCUCACAGAUGGCUCUGAGAAAGACAAGAAGGGAAAAGGUGGGGCGAAAACUCUUAUGAACACUAUCAUGCAAUUGAGAAAGAUAUGCAAUCACCCAUAUAUGUUUCAGCAUAUUGAGGAGUCCUUUGCUGAACACUUGGGCUAUUCAAGUGGUGUUAUCAAUGGAGCCGAGCUUUAUCGGGCCUCAGGGAAGUUUGAACUACUUGAUCGUAUUCUACCAAAGUUGCGAGCCACUAAUCACCGUGUGCUUCUCUUCUGUCAAAUGACAUCCCUCAUGACCAUUAUGGAGGACUAUUUUGCUUUUCGAAAUUUCCUUUACCUUCGCCUUGACGGUACAACAAAAUCAGAGGAUCGGGCUGCUCUGCUGAAGAAGUUCAAUGAGCCUGGGUCACAGUACUUUAUCUUCUUGUUGAGCACAAGAGCGGGAGGCCUGGGCCUGAAUCUUCAGGCUGCUGACACUGUCAUUAUCUUUGACAGUGAUUGGAAUCCUCACCAGGAUUUGCAGGCACAAGACAGAGCUCACCGAAUAGGUCAGCAGAAUGAGGUUCGAGUUCUGAGGCUGUGCACUGUUAACAGUGUGGAGGAGAAGAUACUUGCUGCUGCCAAGUAUAAACUGAAUGUGGAUCAGAAAGUUAUUCAGGCCGGCAUGUUCGAUCAAAAAUCUUCAAGCCAUGAACGGAGGGCUUUUCUACAGGCUAUAUUGGAACAUGAGGAAGAAAAUGAGGAAGAAGAUGAAGUUCCUGAUGAUGAGACUCUGAAUCAGAUGAUUGCGCGACGUGAAGAGGAAUUUGAUCUCUUCAUGCGUAUGGACAUGGAUCGUCGCAGAGAGGAUGCCCGAAAUCCCAAGCGCAAGCCUCGCUUGAUGGAGGAGGAUGAUCUGCCAUCCUGGAUUAUUAAAGACGAUGCUGAAGUAGAAAGGCUCACCUGUGAGGAAGAGGAAGAAAAAAUAUUUGGGAGGGGGUCCCGUCAGCGCAGAGAUGUGGACUACAGUGAUGCUCUCACAGAGAAACAGUGGCUCAGGGCAAUCGAAGACGGCAACUUGGAAGAAAUGGAAGAGGAAGUCCGGCUUAAAAAACGAAAGAGACGAAGAAAUGUGGAUAAGGAUUCUGGGAAAGAAGAUGGAGAAAAGGCAAAGAAGAGAAGAGGCAGACCUCCUGCAGAAAAAUUGUCACCCAACCCACCUAAACUGACAAAACAGAUGAACGCCAUUAUCGAUACUGUGAUAAACUACAAAGACAGUUCAGGACGGCAGCUAAGUGAAGUCUUCAUUCAGCUCCCAUCUAGGAAAGAAUUACCAGAAUAUUAUGAGUUAAUUAGGAAACCAGUGGACUUCAAAAAAAUAAAGGAAAGAAUUCGUAACCAUAAGUACCGUAGCCUUGGUGACUUGGAGAAAGAUGUCAUGUUGCUGUGUCACAAUGCUCAGACAUUCAACUUGGAGGGAUCGCAGAUUUAUGAGGAUUCUAUUGUUCUCCAAUCAGUCUUCAAGAGUGCCCGACAGAAGAUUGCCAAAGAGGAUGAGAGCGAGGAUGAAAGCAACGACGAUGAGGAAGAUGAUGAGGAAGAUGAGUCGGAGUCAGAAUCAAAAUCUGUGAAAGUGAAAAUCAAGCUGAAUAAGAAGGAUGAGAAAGGCCGGGACAAAGGGAAAGGCAAGAAGCGACAAAGCCGGGUAAAAGCCAAGCCCGUUGUGAGCGAUGAUGACAGUGAUGAGGAUCAAGAUGAAAAUGACCAGUCAGAAGCAAGUGGAAGUGACGAUGAGUGAUCCAUAGGGUUUAAUCUCUUCUCCCCUUCCCUUCUGUCAUUUUAUACCCAGUGAAUUCAUUUUGUCAGAUAGACAUUGGGUUGUUUCUGUAGUCUCAUCUUCUAUAAACUAGCUUUAGGGUAGUGCCAGACAAACAUAUGGAUAUCAUGGUGUAAAAAAGGAAAAAAAAUUGUAACAUAUUGUGACCAAAUGGGCCUCAAAAGAUUUAAAAAAAAAAAAAAAAAAAAGCUUUUGAUGGAAAAAUGUGGGUUGAUAGUAUAUUUCUAUGGGUUUGGGUUUAGCUUGGUAAUGGUUUGAUUGUGCCUGGUUUUAUCAUUUGAUGAGAUGCUUUUGAAUGGCAUCAGAAAGACGAAACAAUACGUCUUUUGUAGCAUUGGUAACCAGGAGAAGCCAUGAAAAGCUGCUGGUUAUUUUAUUUUUCAUCAGGCAGUUUUCAAGGUUUUUAUUUGUUCUGUGUUUUUUUUUUUUACACUGUGGUACAUAUAUGCAACAUUGUUUAAAAGCUUAUAAAUGUACAGUAGUUAGCCUCCACCCCACCCUGUCCAUAUACAUUUUUUUCACUUUAUGCUCUAUCUCCAGAAAAAAAUGCUUUUCAAAUUCUAUAAAAUUUAUGUCUACUGUAAACUUUGCUUUUCUUUCUCUCUUGAUUUUUAAAAAAGUUGAGUUGAAAAAAUGCUAUUGAAUAUUGCAAUUUAUAUAGUGUAAUGGAUGGCUUCUUUCAUCAAACUGACCUUUUAUGUUACCAAUGUGGAUUAUCACCUUUUCCCUAAAGUGUACUUAAUCUUUGCUUUCUUUGCACAAUGUCUUUGGUUGCAAGUCAUAAGCCUGAGGCAAAUAAAAUUCCAGUAAUUUUGAA